Molecule: messenger RNA, 1118 nt
Organism: Symsagittifera roscoffensis
Lineage: Eukaryota; Metazoa; Xenacoelomorpha; Acoela; Convolutidae
Product: sorbitol dehydrogenase-like
Exons: 7
Coding region: 1-1053 (350 amino acids)
Biological process (GO): D-sorbitol catabolic process
Molecular function (GO): L-iditol 2-dehydrogenase (NAD+) activity; zinc ion binding
Source: RefSeq, a predicted model, not a curated record
AUGGGUUCUUCCGACAACUUGUCAGCAGUUCUGAAAUGCGCCAAAACAAUAGCCCUGGAAGACACUCCUGUACCGCAACCGUUGCCGGGUCAAGUCCAGAUGCGAAUGCAUUCUGUGGGUAUUUGCGGAUCGGAUGUCCAUUAUUGGCAACAUAUGCGCAUCGGUGAUACAUAUGUAGUCCCUGAACCUAUGAUCCUCGGUCAUGAGUCAUCAGGGACUGUGACUAAACUAGGAGAGGGUGUGACUAAUCUCUCUGUGGGUGACAAAGUGGCGAUUGAACCCGGAGUUCCCUGCGCACACUGUAGCUUCUGCAAAGCUGGGACGUACAACUUGUGUCCGGACGUUGCUUUCCUGGCUACACCCCCCAUCCACGGGUCCCUCCGUCGUUUUCACUGCCAUGCAGCUUCUUUCUGCUACAAACUCCCGGAUUCUGUCAGUCUUGAAGAAGGCGCUUUGCUAGAACCGUUAGCUGUGGCAGUUCACGCGUGCCGAAGAGCUCAUAUCACUGCGGGAGACAGAGUGUUAGUGUGUGGUGCGGGACCGAUUGGACUUGUGAACGCGAUGGUGGCUUCCGCUAGUGGCGCCACUGACAUCGUAUGUACAGAUAUUGACGACAAACGACUCGAAAUGGCCAAACAAUGCGGAGCUACUCACGUGAUCAAUGUUCGUGGAUUGACCAAUGAAGGAGCAGUUGAACAGAUCCGGAUUAUGUUGGGUGGACACAAAGCGGAUAAAGCAAUCGAAUGCUCCGGAGCGCAACCUAGUGUUAAACUGGCUAUUCACUCUGUCAAAGCUUCCGGCACGGUCGUACUAGUUGGCAUGGGACCUUACGAUGAAAUCAAGAUCCCUGUGAUGACCAUGUCUACAAGAGAGAUCGAUAUUAGAGGCAUUUUCCGAUACGCUAAUUGUUAUCCGGCUGCUUUGGAACUUGUGAAAUCAGGAAAAGUGGAUAUCAAGAAAUUGGUGACUCAUAGGUUCCCUAUUGAGAAGACAGUGGAAGCCUUUGAGACAACUCUGAGAGGGGAGGGCAUCAAAAUCGUCAUCAAUUGCUGAUUGGGCGACGUCUCAUUGGAGGCCAGUAUACGAAUUGUCUAUCGGAACCUUCAUAGAAAAACUGA